UAUAUAUAUAUAUAUAUAUAUAUAUAUAUAACAAUGUUUCAGGUUUUAAAUGUAGUACUACACUUUGGUUUUUUUAAUUUACUGUAAGGUUAUUUCAAUGCACUUGCUCUGUAAAAUGUUAAUAUUUUAUGCUAAGUCCGAAUAGGUUUUUGUUUUAUUUACAAAGGGAACCAAACCAUCUGUGUAUUUAUGCACACGCGCACAGGCUCCUUUAUGAGCUGUCCAGGGUUCUGAAAAAAUAAAUUUGUAUAAAUAACGAAAAAUUAUUUUAACAAAUCGAAUCGUGAUUUAUGCCACACGUUUUUACAGCUGUCAUGUAAGCUGCCUCUUUAAUAAAUAAAUAAAUAAAAUUUUGCUUAUUUCUGUGAAAUAUGUAUGUUUGAAAAUUUUAAACUGGAGAUUUAAAUGUGCUAACUUUUGUCUCAGUAUUAAUUAAAGGCCUUAAUAUAGACAUCGUGGUUAUUAAACCUGUUAACAAUGAGUUGUGAUGCUUAAUUAAAGCAAACCCACGUGACUGCAGGUCUCUCCUCCUGGCAUAAGAACAGGUGGUCGCAGUGGGGUUUAACUCAGACACGCACUGUGAUUGUAAACAGUACUAAGCCUAUUUGACUUUUCUUGUCAUUCAUCCCAUCCACAAGUUUUCUUUGACGAUAUCGAAAUCUUUGUGUAUAUUAUAUAGUUAUCUUAGCUAGUUUAUAGACGGUCGUCUUAUAGUUAUCAGGGGAGUGUGAGAUUAAAGCAGCGGUACUCAUGAAGGUGGAGGGAGAGAUGGGGAGCGGUGGCGCAGCGGUGUCCGGUGCGCGCGGUGGCAACGACUGCUGUAUAACCCGACUGCUGAACGUCGUAGAGAGCGAGUUACAGGCCGGGAGGGAGAAAGGAGAUCCUACUGAAAAACAACUUAAAGUUGCGCUGGAGGAUGCUGAACUCUGGAGGAAAUUCAAAGAAGUCACGAAUGAGAUGAUUGUGACCAAGAACGGCAGGAGGAUGUUCCCAGUCCUGAAGGUCAGUGUUACUGGUCUAGAUCCUAAUGCAAUGUACUCCUUCCUCUUGGACUUCAGUCCUGCAGAUGGCCACCGAUGGAAGUACGUAAACGGCGAGUGGGUACCUGCGGGCAAACCCGAACCUCACAGCCACAGCUGUGUGUACAUCCACCCCGACUCCCCCAACUUCGGUGCGCACUGGAUGAAGGCUCCAGUGUCAUUCAGCAAAGUCAAACUCACCAACAAACUCAGUGGAGGUGGCCAGAUUAUGCUGAAUUCUCUUCACAAGUAUGAGCCACAAAUUCACAUUGUUCGCGUGGGAGGAAACCACAGAAUGGUGACCAACAUCUCUUUCCCAGACACGCAGUUCAUCGCUGUAACUGCCUACCAGAAUGAAGAGAUAACCGCACUGAAGAUAAAACACAACCCUUUUGCGAAAGCGUUCCUUGAUGCUAAGGAAAGAAGCCAUCCCAAGAAUUUAGAACCUCAAGGCGAAAACCCGCACAUGGGCAUACCACACUGUGGAUGGUUCAUAUCAAACCCAGAGACGCUGUGCUCUGCUGGUGGUGGCAACUUUCCAUACACUGGGGGUUUACCGCUAACCCCCCACCAUGGGUACAAACACUACCCGAGUCUGCAUGGGCACAGAGCAGCACCGUACCCAUCACCCUAUCUGCCUCGCCACCAUCAUCACUGUGCUCAACACUCAGUGUCUCUAUCUGAGAACCGGAGUCCAAGUGCGGUGCAAGUGUUUUCUGGUCACGAAAGCUGGACAGGUGUGUCUCCUCCUGGUCCUUCUGCGAUGUUAUCCAUGCAGCCUGCUCCAAGCCCGUCUGGAGCCAGCAGUCAGUAUCCAUGCCUGUGGACUGUGAGCAGUUGCACUGUGUCAUCCAGUCCUGCAGGGGGCACUGCGAGCACCACGCACACUCAGGAGGAGCCUGCAGAUGACGGCUCCUCCUCCACAUCGCCAUGUUCGUUACUGCAGGGUCACAGACCAACCGGCGCCGAGGGUGCUGUCGAACAAGCCAAUCACAAUAGGGUGGGUGGGGUGAGCUGGUCCUCUGUAACCACCCACUCGUUUUAAAUGCUCUCAUUAAACUUAAAAAGAGGAAUGCAAGAUACGUAAACGACCCUGUCCCAAAUGAUUUCUUAGCCAUUCGUCCCAAUCCAAUGUGGGUCUGGAAACAAUGUCGGCCAGUGGGACACCUUACUGUCCCACAGACAGGUUAAAGACAUUUUGCAAAUGCAGCAUUUAGGACAGGGCCAUCUUUAAAGGUUUAAAGGUGUAGUGAAGCAGUAAAAUUCCAAAUUGAAACUAACACCUUAGUCCACAGCUCACCCCUCCCUUUCGAAAUGCAUAGAGAAGCUACAGUAGCCACCACAGGACAAACAUGUCAUAGUCUAAGAGUAACAAAAUGUGCUCUGUAGAGCAGUUUGUCCGUUUAGGGCUACUAUAGAAACAUGGCGGGGCAAAAUAGCGACAUCUAUCUAAGGGGACCCGCGGCGUAUGCAGAUAAAAACGGCUCAUUCUAAGGUUAUAAAAACAAAACGGUUCAUUAUGUAAGGUCUUUAUACACCACUGAUAAUAUAUAGUUAUGUAUAUUAUAUUGCAUUUCUGUCAAGAGAUCGUCCUAUAACUUACACAGUGCACCUUUAAGUCAAAGAGAAGAAAAUUCUGUCAAUAUUGAGCUCCUGUGGGCGCCCAAAAUCUCUCAUUUAUCUCCUUAUUCGUAUUUGCUUAGCUUAACUACAACUGUGGUAGAACUCAGCAAUUAGGCUUCUGUAAAUGAUUAGCCUAGUUAAUCAAUUAAACUUCACUUUGGCAUUUGUAACACGGCAGAGUUUUGGCAGGCAGAGUGCUUUCAUGCUUACCUGGUCCUUUACCUCUUGUACAAACAGACGCACACAUUACAUUCACACAUUCAAAGACAAAAACACAAACACAUUACGGCUGCAUUUACACGACACUACAGAUACAUGCACACGUGCACUGCUACACUUUCUCCAAAAGCGGCCUCCACUUACCUGCAGUUAUUUUUCUGCAUAAAAAGAUAGGCAAUUAUUCCCCCAUCAUAUUUCUCCGCUCUUGAAAAUGUUAUUUUAAUCGUGGCGGUAGAGUGGACCGCUCUGUUGUUUUCACGUGCGUGUAAUGGAAUAAUGACAGCUGUCCGGUGAAUGGGGCUUUGGCAUGAGUUUAGGACACUCUGGGCAUGCAGUAGAUACUCAGUAGUUUUUUGUCACACAUACAAAUGGCGUCAGAAAAGACCAUAGCAAUGUUCU
Molecule: messenger RNA, 3260 nt
Organism: Paramisgurnus dabryanus
Lineage: Eukaryota; Metazoa; Chordata; Actinopteri; Cypriniformes; Cobitidae
Source: RefSeq, a predicted model, not a curated record